AUGGGAAACGAUGGUAGCCAAUUGUCGCCUGCUGAAGGCGGGACGUCCAAAAGUAGCCGUGGCCUGUUGAAGGUGCCUUCGAGAUCCUCGUCGCAGCAAAGAAACCAGUCCUCGACUGCCUCCACUGGCCUUAGUGGUGCGACUGUUACCGAUCAAAGAAUCAGUAUUGAUGGCCGAUCUAAAGAGUCACGAGGCAGUGUACCCGGGAGGCAAAGAAACGGUAGUGCGUCGACAAAUCGAACCGGUGGCGAUAGCGACCGUGGACAACAUCCCGGCAGUUUCCAACCGAGCUCACCGUCCACAAGCGAGCCGAAACGCAGGAGGAAGAAGAAUGGUGGGCUAUUUUCGUUGUUGGGCUGUUGUGGCGUUCCUGACGCCGCCAACACACUGGAAGAAGAUGAAAGCGUGAACGUCCAGAAAGUUGAAAAGCUUUCCCCGCGGCCAGCCACUGUAAAGUCGAGACCGCAUGCUACCCAGGAGCAGCAGCCUGGAAAGUCAUUGGACGAGAAGGAAAAUAAUCAGAGCAUCCCCACCCCAGCUGGAAUUGAAAAUCAACCCUCGAGCAGCACGCAGGAGCCUCAAACAAUCCCAGAGCAGGCAAAUAACGAGUCGAAACAACCUGUGCCUCCUGCUGUAACUGUGGAUUACCCGUCUCGCUCGCCGGAGGAGGAUGCGGAGUCCCCAGAAAAGGCCGACGCAACUAUCACUGGGGAUGUGGAAAUGCGAGAUGAGGGGGAAAAGGCGCCAGAAGAGACGCCGGUGUUGGAUUCGGAGGACGCCCAACCCCGAACGAUUCCACCACCCCCUGCAGUUCCCGGAUCUUCUACUGUCUCCAACAUUCCCAUAACGGGGACAGGAGCCUCUGCGCCUGAACCGCAAUCCUGGCUUCUGCCUUCAAUCGCACCUGAGCACAAAGGCCGGAAGUGCCUCGUUCUGGACUUGGACGAGACGCUUGUCCACAGUUCAUUCAAAGUAAGCCCUAGCACUUCCAUUCAAUAUGAAUUGUCGAACCGUUACUCACAUUUCCCCUCCCCAAAGAUUCUUCACCAAGCGGAUUUCACCAUACCUGUGGAAAUCGAAGGCAAUUAUCAUAACGUUUACGUUAUCAAGCGACCCGGCGUGGAUGAAUUCAUGAAGCGAGUGGGCGAGCUUUACGAAGUCGUGGUCUUCACGGCGUCUGUCUCUAAGUACGGCGACCCUCUUUUGGAUCAGCUUGAUAUUCACAAAGUGGUCCACCACCGAUUGUUCCGAGAGAGCUGCUACAAUCAUCAAGGCAACUACGUUAAAGACUUGUCACAAAUUGGCCGAGACCUCAAAGACACCAUAAUCAUUGACAACUCGCCGACUUCGUACAUAUUUCACCCGCAGCAUGCUGUCCCAAUCAGCAGUUGGUUCUCAGACGCUCACGACAACGAAUUGUUAGAUUUGAUCCCCGUUCUUGAGGACUUGGCUGGCCCCAACGUUGCAGACGUUAGCCUAGUCCUUGAUGUCACUCUUUGA
This is a messenger RNA of Metarhizium album ARSEF 1941, 1500 nucleotides long. Its product is annotated as plasma membrane phosphatase required for sodium stress response. NCBI's taxonomy places the organism in Eukaryota, Fungi, Ascomycota, Sordariomycetes, Hypocreales, Clavicipitaceae. Gene Ontology annotation, molecular function: phosphoprotein phosphatase activity. The record is from RefSeq and is a predicted model, not a curated record. Gene Ontology annotation, cellular component: plasma membrane. The transcript is spliced from 2 exons. Bases 1 to 1500 code for a protein of 499 amino acids.